Molecule: messenger RNA, 7246 nt
Organism: Amoebophrya sp. A120
Lineage: Eukaryota; Dinophyceae; Syndiniales; Amoebophryaceae
Source: the annotation of a GenBank genome assembly
GUAGUAUCAAAAAAACGUCGAGCAUAGAAUAAGGUUGGUCGUCGACAACGAUUCCGGCGAACUAUGACGGCAGGCGGGUCAUCUUUCCCAAGGGAACAAGUACCCGAAGCAACAGAGGACGAGGAGCCGCGACGGCUAUCGUCCUCGAAGGGCCAGUCCCAACUGCUCACAGCAGCGGAGGUUCUCUGCAGCGAAGAACUAUCGGCGUUUGAAGAAAAUCUCCAAGGUACAGUGGCUUGUGCGGCGCCGACGUCUUCUGUUGUGCAACGCCUGGAUUUCUCGGACAAUGAGGAAGUCAGCGGGACGCUCCUGGUAUCACGCUUGAAAAUCAAACUCCUACUUUGAUGAGAAAACAAAUUGUUGAAUUUACUCUUGUGGCCGGAGCAUCAGCAUGUGCAUGUGUAUCAAUGCUUCUUUCUAGAGGUGACGUAACUGUAGCAACAGACAUCAGCCGACUCAGAUUCCGCUUGAUCCAUGAGAGAAACAACACCCUACCAGGUCACACCAGAAGCCGACGAGACACCAAUUUCUCGUCCGGAUACAACGCCCACAAAUUACGUCGACGCAGGCGACACGACGCCCGUGAAUGCAGAUCUCGCUACGGUCCGGGCAAACGCAAAGAAGCGCAGACGACAAGCGCGGAAAGCGCGCGAACGAGAAAAGAAAGCGGCACUUUUGCUUGAGCAGGGGGCGAGCGCGAGGGGGAACGUCGGUGGAGAAAAACCUCCCGCAAGCACUCCGUCACUCCAUAUCGAGCUUCCAAACGUCGAGGUAACGCUCAACGACGUUGUAGCAGAUGAAAAUCUAGAAGAUGUGAGGCAGUCUUCCGACGGCAUCUCAGCAGAGUCCCCGGACGAAGUCGCGGCGACUGCCUUCACGCAAGAGCUCCUGGCUGAGGUGGGGCGCAUAGUUAGUUCAUUUUUGCAGGACGAUGAAAACUACAAAGCUCCUUCCGCUGAUGCUGCGAAGGAGCAGGGGGUGCAGGCAGACUUCGCAGAUACGGUUUCUGAGCACGAAGAUGUGCUCACCGCAUCGGUGCGAAAUUUGGUGUCGACGCAUGAAGCUGCCACAACUGAAGACGUCACUCCGGACGAACCAAAGGAAGGCGAAAUCGCGGAGGUAACAUCGUCCACCACUGGCUCCAGUACAACGCAGCAGGCACAAGAAAGCGUGCCCGUGUGCGACCGGUUGCAACAGUGGGAGGACCGCAUUCGGAGGAGUCAGAACAGCGUGGCCAGUAGUAGCAGCAGUCCGGACGUGGCGCGCGUAGAGAUCAGCAAGAACAUCACCAUAUCGAGGGGCAAUGGUCGCAGCGAAACUAGUUUUCGCGAUGGCAGGAAGAAAAAAAUUCCCGGGCCAAGGUCAAGUGGAAAGGCGCAAAUACCACCGCACUUGGUGAGACCCGUCGGCGGUGCAGGAGCGCCUUCUGCAGAAGUAACUUCUGCAACAAUGUGGAAUACCCCCGCCAUGUGCAGCAGCACCUUCCAUUCCCCACAAACGGGCGAAAGCGCAGUGCCAGCGAUUGACGACGCCAUCUGUCAGGGAGGCCCCGCAGGACAUGCAGAACAGGAAGAACCGUCGGAGCACGCGGUGGUCGGGGCGAGCCAGAAAAAUAUCAUGACGACUAAUGCGACAGGCACAGGCGCCACUGACAGCGCUGGCGCGCCACAGGUCGUGGACGAGGCCUCCCAUCUGAUGAACGGCUCGACGACCUUUGCGCUUUCAGCGGACUCGACGCCACGACAACUAGCACAAAAGCAAGCGCAAAUGCUGGAUCAAAGCAUGCCGUCACCGUUUGAGCAUCGCUCUGCGUCGAGCUCGGAGACCGUAGUGCAGACUUCGUCGUCGAGUAGCGGAAGCUCCUCGCGGUCCUCGAUGUCACGCUUUCCCGCCCCUGCCGGCGACGACGAGGCGAUUACUACUUUCGUUGUGGCAGCAUCUCCAACUCCGGCUGGCACUUCGACGUCGCGAGAGCCGUCGACUCUUGUUGUGAAUAGUUCCAUUGUGAUCGGGCGGGAGGAGGAAGCAGAUACCGUGCUCGUCGGCUCCUCACGGGACCACGACAUUAUUGGAGAUGCAGUUGUAGUGCAGUCUCGGUCAACAACACCGCCAAAAGCGGAGAGAAAGAUCCUGGAGACGGUAGAGAUAUCUGAGCAUUAUGUUGAAACAUCUCUUGUCCACCUCAGUGCACCCGAAAAACAAAAAGUCGAGUUGGCUGCUCCAGGAGAGGAUGGCGUUUCCCAGUGCAGCGAACAGCUGAGCGAGCUUGGACCCCCUCCUCUACCAAAUGAAGCAGAGAUCCAGCAUGUGGUCGAAGAGGACCCUGAGCCUUGCGUGGAGGAAACCAUGCUGGAAAUGCGGCAAAUGCUCAGCGCUACGUCGCUUUCUGUAAGCGAGCUCGUUCAGGUUGCCGAUGCGGAGCAGGACAUCGCUGCAGCGAAUGAGCCUUCCACGUCCACCACCGGGGCCGAAAUGGAGGCGACGGCAUUUUUGCCACGGGCAACAUCAGUAGACGAGAAAAACAACGAGGAUAGCGGGCUGGGGGAGUUCGCAGAAGACGAGAUUCCCCGCGCGCAUCCGCCAGACAUGACGCUACCGAGCAAUGCUGAUGAGCGGUCUAGUACGACAAGGAUAGCAGUUGUAAGUGGCGAAUUACAACUGCGGCGUGGUUACGAUCCGUUGCCGCGUUCAAGAGCCGCCUCGCGAACAGGCACGAACCUCACCGCGCUGCCGCUCGCUGCCAGCCGCUCCUCAACAGUCGUAGCAGGUGAGGGAAAUAACGUGAACCAGCAGAAGCACGCUCCAACCGUCGAUAGAGAGCUGGUGCGUCGCGUGACCCGUGCUGAAACACUAGCGUCGACAGUGCUGGAGGAUUUUGAAAGAAUGCGAAGUUCGGGCCUGCUGCCAUCGAGUACGAGCCGCUCGUCGCAACUCUCGCGGCACUCGCAACACAACUCGACCGCCGACCUUCUGAGUGCGACGCAGCGGAGCAUCAAGAAAAUGGCCACCGGAGGAGGAAGCGGUGAAUCGUUUACCACAUCAACAGGAGCGCACGAUCAAAAUGUACACGACCCUGAGCACGUGAGCUCAGGUGUUGAUGGCACGAAUUCAGGCUCAUCGACGGGGGCGUCCUCCAAAAACAGCUCAUCGUCCUCGACCAACACGAUAAUUCCGUCCUACGCAUUUCGCGCUCCUUCGCGCAGCCAGGGUAUCGGACAGAACCAGCAGCACCACAUGCAAUCUGGCGCGUCCCUUAGCCGUAGCACCGUGGCCGCCAGCAACAGCUUCAACGUUCGUGUGCGGGAAACGGCGACUAGCAGAGCGCGCCGAUUGUAUAAUCAGGUGGGCGGAAGGAUCAAGUCUCCGCUGUCAAACAGCUCUGCGUCGACGUGCACGACCAGAAGUGGUGGCAUAGCUGCUGCUGGUGGGGCCCGUGCUGCAGCGGGAAAGAUGCAGAAAGGCAGCACAGUGCGAAGUGUCGCGACACCGGGAGGAGGAGUGUUGUCCUCUACCACGAACAAAAGUGGCGCUGCCCCCAUGGAAAGGCGCGGCGUCGACAAACGACGCUUGGAGAAGCUCGCACAGCCGCGCGCGAAAGUCGCGCAGUCAGGAACCGAAGCCGAGAAUCGCGUCGUGCCGCGCACCGGUAGGUACGCGCCGGGCGGUGGCUUUUGCAGCGUCGAGAAGCAAAGAGGAGGGGCGAAAAGCGGAACGCCAGCGAUGGCGAACUCGUUUCUCAACAAGCGGAGUUGUGCUAACAAAAUUAUGGGUAGCUCAACAUACAACGGCAGCUCCGCUUCUUCGGGCUCAGUUUCAUCAACCUCGAACAUGCCAUACGGACAACAGCAGAAUUUCGGAUCUUUCAGCAGUGGAACAGACGGAAGAUUUCUUGACUCGGAAGAGCUUCGAAAAGACACCGACGAUCCAAGUUCCGUAGCGCCGUCGUUCGAGUACGACACGACUCCAAGUUGUGCCUUCAGCGGCCGCCACGACACGAAGUACAAUUUCCGAGGUCCGAUUCCAGCGUCGACGCUGCUCCGAACAAGUUGUCAAUCCUUCCUGCGCGAAAGUACCGAUAUGAAUUUCACGCAGGAACAGCUUUCCGCGCGGGCGCAUCUCGCAUAUAGUCAGGGUGCACCGCAAGGCGGCUACUCGAGCGCCAAGGUCCAGGAAAAAUCCCUGUCGCCGCUCGAAAACAAACGGAAACAAUACGCCACGAGAUUACGCAGUCCGCUGGGGAGUGUUACAGCUGCGCCUCCUCCAGGCAUAGCUUCUCAUCUCGGGUUCGGGGGCAAAAAGACCAGUGCGGCGCAAAUGCAGCUAGCGCAGUACCCAGGCCGAGCUAGUCAAUUAUCUCCCGGCGGGGAUACCGUGGACACGGCAAGCCCCCUGGACACAUACUCGUACACCGAGCAGUCGAAUUCGGUCUCAGCCGGCGAAGGAUCAUAUCAACAUCCGUAUGCUUCUGCUGAGGCUCCUCUACUUUCCGGAUCGAAUGGCUCACAGCCGGGCUUGACCUUCGAUCGGCAGGUAAAGCUGGUACCGCCGCCGCCUCUUUCGUCAUCUGCGACACCAAUGCUGGUCGGCCCGUUCGGCGCGGCGACGAGCCCAACUGUUAGCAGUCCACCGCCGCAGCCACUCAAGGUCGGCUUUCCAAUGUUGCCAGGAUCUGCAGAACGCUCCAUCGACUCCUCGCCUUUCAGCUUCGGUGGAAACCCGGGCUGCUCUCCAGGCGUGGAGAUUGUGCGCACUAGCCCCACGCGAAACUCAUGGGAACUGGUGCCCCCUGAAGCUGCGCCGUUGGCCGGCGACGCGCCAGGUAAGUAAUUCUAUUGAAGUUGAAGCUUGGAGAAAGACUAGAGAUGAAACUAGAAGAAGAAAAAUCCGCUCCUUCGAGCGAGAUGAGGAUCCGUUGCCAAUACACAAACACAGGUCCUCUGCCGUUUAUUGGCUCGCGCUACCCCUCAACCUCCAGUGGCAUGAGGCAAAAGAGCAUCCCAAUUGCGACCACUCCGCAGUUCACUGCUCCCUCCCAGAUCACCGCCCCGGAAUCGACGUAUGAGAUAGGAGCUGACCAAUCCAGGAAGGGAAAACGAACGUCGCACAGCGUCGAGAAACUUGCACUUGUCAACUACUGUGCAGCGCCUACAGGGACGGGAACGCGGGUACGUAUAUGUAUCGCUUCGUGUGCCUACGCUAGGUGCAUCCGCUGGUCUUCUUUGUCUCGUCUAGUAGAGGCUCACCAUGUUGGUUUGUCCUUAUGUUUGACUCGCGAGUUCGAGUUGUUCUAAACGUUUUUACGACUCAGGAGCGUGAUUUUCAAUCUCAUUUAAGUGAGGAUCGCCACUGCAAACAAGGCGACCCUAUUUUAACCCACAGACCCCGAACCACCUUGCCUGUCCGCCCGCCGUAACGCAAGUUCCCUCCUUCAGCAGAUCUUCCAGCAAGAGUAGCGCCGCCUUGGCGUCCGCGCAGCACAUGGUGCAAAACUUGUCGCCAACCUUCGGCGCAGCUGCCCCGCAGGACCUUGCGUUGCACGCAACGCGUUCCGGCAGCCCGGAUCCGUCUGGCCAUAUCCCGAGCUGGAGCGAUCUCGGAUCUGGCGCAGUUUCGCCGCCUCGCCCUAGUGCCCUUCCCGCACCGAUUCCCUAUUACAACGCGCCUGCAAGAAGAGCGACGCAGCCGAAUUUCACCUUCCGCGACGGCCAGAAGUCGCCCACGAUAGAACAAACCACAGUCGAAGUUGAUGUACCGGAGCCGCCAACCAACCCGGAUUUCUUUGCGCCCCAGACGACCGCAGCACGCCCAGCGCAAGACCAAAUAGUUGCUUCUGCUGCCAAGCCUACCUCCGUAACCUAUGCGGCCUGCUUCGGAGGCCCUAGUACUGCAGCGCGCGGCCCUGUUGUUCAACCGCUCAGUGUCACGAUGAGUUCGACCACCAGUUUGAGUGGGGUCGUGAGAUCAGCGCUCUCCUGCGGCUACGCCACUCCGGUGCGAUAUGCAGCUUCAUCCGCAAGCUCUGGAUUUCGUUCCCGGGGGAACAGCAGGUCGUACAAUUAUUUUCCUGCAUGUUCUACAUCUACUGCAAAUGCGGGUGGCCAUAGCAACACUAUUCCAGUCUCGGGCCCGCCGCAGAUCUCAGGAUCUGCCUUGCAGCUUGGUCAAAUUGGAGGCAUCGGUCUCGACGGCACGUCUCUCGGCCCAACGGGCUCCUCGUCUACGAGCACCAGAACGUAUUCGGUUGCCGGCUUCUGUCCUGGCCCGAUGUACCUCAAUGCUUGGCGCCAGCAGCCGGGGCCAUCAAGCAGCUUCGGGUUUACAACUGCGGUCCACGACCAGCAGCCGCACCUUCUUCAUCCAGCGACGUCAGCGCACACUUCCCACUAUGCCAGGCAAAAGAGCGCAGACCCCACUGGUCGUGCGGCAAUGCGGAGCACAUUACCGGCCAACUACACCCUCCCCACAGCCACGUCGCUGAACCGGGUGCGCUCCCCGCACCCCAGGGCUGCGGAGCAGCACUCUCCGCGCACAAGCGGAGACGGAGGGAAUACAGGCACCUCUUCGCGAGGCAAGUCCCGCCGGGGUUCCUCUGGAGCUUCGUCACUGUGCGGCCAAGUAGCCGGCAAUCGCGGUAUAUCCGGUUCGCACUCCGCUCGCCGAGUUUCGGACAAGACCGUGCGACCCGAUAUGCGGCUCGGGACCGUCGCAGUGGAAGCGCAGGUAUUGUGAGAUCAGUGAAACUUCUUCUUCUGCGGUAAGUGUAAGCGGGAUGACGAGACUGAAAACCACUGUUCAGUGUUUGGGCAUUUCUAUUGAUGUCUCGCUGUAGUUGUCUGUCACUAAAGUCGCUACAACAACUCAACCAAUAAAUAACAGAGCGCCGGGUCAUCGCGCGGACCCUCUGCUGGCCGCCGAAGUGCGAUAGAAAUACAGCAGAGAACGAUGGUACCACAGGAAAUGCCGUAUCCGGAAGAAUACCAGACAAGCCGUUGGAUGCCACCCGAUUACAUUGCCGUUCCUCAAGCGCCGGCUAUCGGGUUUCGUUGCUAGAAGAAGCCUUUUUUAGGUAUUUCUACUUUUUUUCCCGUGCGCCGCUCUGCGCCCUCUUCCCCGUACCUGCCCCUGUGCACGACGAGAAAACAAGCUGUGCGGGUGAACAACUCUACUCUGCACAUCGUGGGCAAAGAAAUGACUCAAAGAACCACCCGACCAGCUUAGCAGCGGCCUCCAAGAAGCUGCAACAACC